AUGACCUCUCCAUCUGGCUCGCAGUCGGCUCGCGAACAGCCAGUGUCAUCUUCAAGGGAGCCCAGGCAAAGCCAUGGUGUCACCCGAAGGAGAGCUCGUCGCGCCUGCCUACGCUGCAGGGCUCGCAAAGUCCGUUGCGACUCCAAUGGCGGCAGUAUUCCCUGCACCAACUGCAAGCUCGAUCAGGUCAACUGUCCUGUGGAGCCUACAGCUACAAGGGGAACACAGUCGCAAAGGUAUUGCACUCAUAGACCGCUUCCCUGUGGUGAAAUGCACGCUGAUCCACUCCUAGCUCAACAGGAAUCUCGUCAACAAGCAUCUCGUCAACAAGUACUAGAUUCCCGGCCUGAAGCUGAUGUUCAUAUUUACAACAAGGAGAACAUCGAGCGGCCGCCUGACCGCCUUUGGACUCGACCUUCCUGUCCUCUGGCACGGCUCUACAACAACGAUCUCCCCUCAUUCGUUAGGCCACUUCCGUCGCGGCUAUCGCCGCCUGUUUCACAUCUUCUUCGCGAAAAGCUGGCCCUGUCUGCGCCCUCAGUCGAAUUGCAAAAUGCGCUAUGGCUGGCAUAUUUGAAGUCUGUGCACCCCUUCAUGCCGGUGCUUGACGCACACUCCGUCUUCGCAAUUAUGCAGCGGAGGGAUGGCUCCAAAGGGCAAGUAAGUCUCCUCCUGUACCACGCAAUCAUGCUGGGUGGUCUGCAUUCCGUCGACAUGGACUACCUGCGUGGCGCUGGCUACACCUUGCGGAAGACGUGCUUAAACGACGCCUUCGAAGUGGUGAAGCUUUUGUACGACAUGGACUAUGAGCAAGAUCGCGUGUGCUUAAUCCAGAGUCUUUUACUAAUGACUCUCUGGUACCGAUCCCCGGACGAUCACAAGGAUCCGUGGCACUAUGUCGGUCUGGCUGCGGCUCUCGCGAGGAAGACAGGUCUUCAUCAAGGUCAAAUCAUUGCUGCCAUCGAUCCAGGGAGACAGCCCCUCUUAAAAAGAAUUUGGUGGUGCUGCGUUAUGCGGGAUUAUAUGAUCGCUUAUGGUAUGAGUCGACCAGUCCACAUCCGUCUUCGGGAGUGCACGACCUUGAUGCUUACCACAAACGACUUCGAUGAUCUCGACCUCGCUACAGCCUGGUCCGUGUCAAUGCGUUCUCCCAUGGACCACUGCCAACGGGAGGGGCGCAACCUGGCCGUCUUGUUCGUCGAGUUGCUUAAACUCUGCAGGAUCGGGCACGAGUAUCUUGAACUGGAGGAGUUAAAAGAACUGCAUGGCGGGGAUGCACAUAUGCAGAACGUGGAUAUUCAAAUUGGACUUUCCAACCCGACCUCGGAGGAGAAGAUCCUCGAGAAAAUCGAAGCAGGGCUUUCCUCCUGGUAUGCCAACUUGUCACAAUAUUCUUGGUUGACGCUGCCAUUCACCCAAGGCUGGGAGCCUGAAGAUGGUGUUUUGGUUCAACAUUGCAGUCUCCUCUACAUGUUGUACCAUACAGCCGUCAUUACGGUUCAUCGAAGGCACCUGAUGCCCCCAAAGCUGCCCACGGACGACACGGAAGCCGACGAGACGGCCGCAGCAUCACGGAAAAGAGUUCGCGAUGCUGCGCGGCAGGUGACAAGCCUAUGUGAGAUGCUCGACGUCAACGGGCUCAUAAAAGGACUACCCAUGCCUUUUAUGACCUGUGUCCUCAUCACAACCAUCGUACAACUCCUGGAGAUCAAAUUUACAGGAAACUCCCCGAAGCCGGAAGACAUGCAGGCUUUGUCACUACUGUCUGAUAUCAUGAAACAAGUGGGAACCGAGGUGUCCUGUAUGGACCGGUUUUAUAAGGUUCUCGAGUCUGCGUGCCAGACUGCGAAGAUUCAAAUGCCUCCAACAUAUAUAAAGGAACGACGACCGCCUCCCCAUCACCGCCCGGACAGUGAGCAGCAUCACAUACAGUCCGCUGCAUGCACAGAUACUGGUGUAAUGGCCAAAGGGGAUCCCACACCAAUAUUUGGAGUCACACCGCCACCAGAGGAGGAUCCCAUUGGCACUUCAAUACCUCCACAUCAGGCCGCCAUUGGCUAUCCUGUAGGCAUCCCCAGUCUCCCACCAAGUCCAAUUGAAGGUGAACUCUUUGAUACCGACUUUGCCUUGAUGGAAAAUCCAAACGAUGAAGCUUGGAUGUUCUCCUACGACAUCACCGACAAAGACCUACCUGCAAGUUAUGGAGAGGCGAUCGAUGCCUGCCUCAUGGACACAAACAACCUCCAACAGACUUAUUUUAGCGAUCAAGGGGGUACCGCGCCCUUUGCGUCGGAGUUCCAGGGUGACGGUUACAACAAUCGCAUCAUGGAGGAAAAUGCUUGGCUACUGAGCCCAAUAGAGAUGGAUCGUGUCGAGCAUAUGGACUUAUCUCUGCUGUUAUGA
Molecule: messenger RNA, 2403 nt
Organism: Exophiala viscosa
Lineage: Eukaryota; Fungi; Ascomycota; Eurotiomycetes; Chaetothyriales; Herpotrichiellaceae
Product: fungal-specific transcription factor domain-containing protein
Exons: 3
Coding region: 1-2403 (800 amino acids)
Biological process (GO): regulation of DNA-templated transcription; DNA-templated transcription
Molecular function (GO): DNA binding; zinc ion binding; DNA-binding transcription factor activity, RNA polymerase II-specific
Source: RefSeq, a predicted model, not a curated record